AUGACAUCCAAGAUCGCAAUCGUUGGUGCUACUGGGGAGACGGGAGGCUCAAUUGUCAAUGGCCUCCUCGGAUCUGAAGCCCAAUUUGAAAUUACAGCUUUGGUGCGACCAAGCUCAGUUGAAAAGCCAGCGACCAUUAGCCUCAAAGAAAGAGGCAUUAGAAUUGUGCCGAUUGAUCUUGGAGGGAGCCACGAUGAGCUGGUCUCUGCCCUCACUGGGAUUGACACAGUCAUCUCGGCCAUUCACUUUCAAUCACUUGAUGAUGAGAUUCCAUUGUCAAAUGCAGCCAAGAAUGCUGGUGUGAAGCGAUAUGUGCCCUGCUUCUUCGCCACUAUUGCUCCGCGUGGUAUAAUGGAUGCUCGCGAUAGAAAGGAGGCAGUACUUGACCAUAUCCAGCGGAUCUAUCUUCCCUACACCGUGAUUGAUGUAGGUUGGUGGUACCAGAUCACUCUGCCCCGAGUCCCAUCCGGCAAGCUGGACGAAAGUCUCGUCUUCCCCAACAACAACAUCAUCGCUGGCGGCGACAUCCCUUCUGCGCUCACGGACGUUCGAGACAUUGGGAAAUACGUCGCUGCCAUCGUGAGCGACCCGAGAACUAUUAACAAGAGAGUACUGGCCUACACCGAGACCAAAACGCAGAACGAAGUCCACAAAUUGGUGGCGAAGGUAGUUGGCGAGAAGCCAGAGCCAACUGCUUUGUCAAAGGAACAGCUUGAAGAAAUGCUAGCACCAUUUAAAGCAUCCACAGAACAGAACCAAAUGCGAGCUAUCUACGAGUACUGGAUGUCUUGGGGCGUACGAGGCGACAACACGCCGGAGAAUGCCGUUUACCUUGGCCUCCGAACCAUCAUGUCCAGCCCCAAGUCCCCCAAGAGCGACCAGGGUGCCACGCGAUCGUCGAUGUCACCUAAAUCCCCACAAGACACGUCGCCCCCGAGCGACGCAGGGCAACACCCGACGAAUACGCAGAUCCCAUAUAAUGAAGACGAUGCCGGCGACCAGGACUCUACAUACGACGACGAUGGAAGUAUCGCAUCGUCGACGGCCUCCCUCUCAGAAAGUAUCUUCGACUACCGGAGUCUCCAUGGUCGAACGUUUCAGAACUCAAAAACAACGGAAUAUUGGGGUCCAAAUGACGAGAGACAGAACAAUGGCUUGGAUAUAGCACACCAUUUGAUGGUCAUGCUCAAGGACGACAAGCUGUUCGACGCGCCUAUCACUCGACCGUCGAGGGUCUUGGAUGUAGGCACUGGUACAGGUAUAUGGGCCAUCGACAUGGCGGACGCGUAUCCCUUCGCCGAAAUUACCGGCACUGACAUCAGCCCGAUCCAACCGGCCUGGGUGCCCCCGAACUGCCAAUUCCACAUUGAAGACGCGCAGCUGGAGUGGACAUAUCGCCCUGAGAGCUUCGACUUUGUACAUAUACGCGCCCUCUACGGUAGCAUCAGUGAUUGGGGUGAGUUGUAUCGCCAAGCGUUGCGGUCAUUGGAGCCGGGCGGGUGGAUUGAGAAUAUGGAGAUCAAUAUCCACUUGUACAGCGACAUCCCCGAGGUCAGAGACGAUCCCGACCAUAUCUUCAAGCGCUGGGCAAAGGUAUUCUGGGAGGCAACAGACAUGAUCAACAGGACACUGCGCAUAGCCAUGAAUGGUACGCAACGUAAACUCAUGGUUGAGGCUGGCUUUGUCAAUGUCGUAGAAAAGACGUACCAAGUGCCAUGCGGUACCUGGAGUAGCGACCCAAAGAUGAAGGAGAUUGGCGCAUACAACCUAGCAUUCAUGGAUGAGAGUCUAGAAGGCUUCGCCUUGUUCAUGCUGCGCGAGAUAAUGAAGUGGGAAUACGAGGAGGUGCAGCUGUUUGUCAUGGAGAUGCGCAAGGCUGUCCGAGACUCCAAGAUCCGGCCAUACUAUCUCAUGACCAAUGUCUUUGGGCAGAAGCCCAAGGAAUAUGAGUAG
Fusarium subglutinans is the source of this 1953-nucleotide messenger RNA. RefSeq names its product methyltransferase. Gene Ontology annotation, molecular function: oxidoreductase activity. The transcript is spliced from 8 exons. Lineage: Eukaryota; Fungi; Ascomycota; Sordariomycetes; Hypocreales; Nectriaceae. The record is from RefSeq and is a predicted model, not a curated record. The coding region runs from base 1 to 1953 and encodes 650 amino acids.